Molecule: messenger RNA, 2185 nt
Organism: Ochotona princeps (American pika)
Lineage: Eukaryota; Metazoa; Chordata; Mammalia; Lagomorpha; Ochotonidae
Gene: METTL4
Product: methyltransferase 4, N6-adenosine
Exons: 8
Coding region: 485-1873 (462 amino acids)
Cellular component (GO): cytosol; nucleus; RNA N6-methyladenosine methyltransferase complex
Molecular function (GO): nucleic acid binding; site-specific DNA-methyltransferase (adenine-specific) activity; RNA methyltransferase activity
Source: RefSeq, a predicted model, not a curated record
AGUUACUGUGCUGUGAAUCACUUAUUUCUUGUUCUGUCCCCUAGUUAGUUCAACAGUAUAGUAGCUUUAGAAAGCUGUCUCCAGCACUCCAAGCCAUCUUUUGAAAAGUGUGUGUGUCUACCUUUCACAUAAAGUGAAACAAAAUAAAUAAUAAAAAUGAUCACCCCUAUUGGGUCGCCCUGUAUUGGAGUGCCUGAUUCCAGCACCUGCUACUCUGCGCCCUGCCCAGGUGUCCUGCCCAGGUGUCACUUGGCAGCAGCUGGUGGUAGGUCAGGCAGCCACGUGGGACACCUGGAUUGGCUUCCAGUUCUUGGCUUCGACUAGCCUGACCUUUGGGGAGUGAACCAGCGGUUGAAAGAUGUCUGUCCUUGUCUGUCUGCCUUUAAAAUGAAAGUGAAUUUCAUGUCGUCUUUCCCUGUGUGUGCUGGAAAGUUGGGUUUUUCUUCUAACUCGGCGUUUGUUUUCCUUUUUUUCAAGGAAGGAGAUGGCAGUGGUGCACCAGUUGUCAUCUGGGUGGUUGCUGGAUCAUCUUUCUUUCCUUACCAAGAUAAACUAUCAGGUUGGCCAGCCCCCCGGGCCUUGGUGCAGUGAGGACGAGCCCCCUGCCGUCGCCCUGGACUCAAUCCCUGCAGAGUCACCAUCUUCCUUUGCUGACUCCUCCAAGCCGCUGCCUGUUGGUGGAGGAAGUUGUCAAACGUUCACACAAAAAUACACUUUCCGAGCUGAACUGUUUAAGAUCACCAAGCCUUAUAUAGCUCCGGCUGCUCACCAGGAGUACCAGCAAAGCAAUGGGAAGCAUGAUCUCGAAGAAGACAAAAAGGAAAACUCCGUCUCUAUUAUUGGGAAGAAGCGCAAAAGAUGUAUUUUCAAUCAAGGUGAAUUGGAUGCUAUGGAAUACCAUACAAAGAUCAGGGAGCUGAUUUUGGAUGGAUCUUUGCAAUUAAUCCAAGAAGGGCUCAAAAGUGGUUUUCUUACUCCACAUUCUGAAAAGCAGGACGCGUGUGGGGAGCCUGUCACGUUACCAGUUGAUACCUGCAGCUUGCCAGGAUUAUGCGCCAUGGCAAAGCAUUUGCCUCCGCUCCAUGAAACUGAACUUCAGACGUUACAAUUGAUGGAGGAUGACUUGUCUGUUACAGACAAGGAUUUAUUUUCACGACUUAUUGAAAACAGCUCUGGAUUUACAAAAAUGAUUACUUUGAUGGGACAGAAAUACUUGGUGCCGCCAAAUAGCAGUUUUCUUUUGUCUGACAUUUCUCAUAUGCAACCACUUCUGAAUAGUAAGAAAAGAUUUGAUGUGAUUGUUAUAGAUCCACCAUGGAAAAACAAAUCAGUUAAAAGAAGUCACAGAUACAGCUAUUUGUCACCAUCGGAAAUAAAGCAGAUCCCUAUCCCUGAGCUGGCUGCCCCAAACUGCCUUGUUGUUACUUGGGUGACCAACAGACAGAAGCACCUGCGGUUUGUAAAGGAAGAGCUAUAUCCUUCUUGGUCUGUGGGGAUGGCUGUGGAAUGGCACUGGGUGAAAAUCACCAAUUCAGGAGAGUUUGUGUUCCCAUUAGAUUCUCCACACAAAAAACCUUAUGAAAUUCUGAUAUUGGGGAGAACUCAAGGAAAAAUGACUUCAUCAUUAAGGGACGCAGCUGUGGGACUGCCCCCCAUGCCACAUCACAGAGUCAUUGUCAGUGUGCCCUGUGCUCUUCACUCGCACAAGCCGCCGCUGGCUGAGGUCCUGAAAGACUACAUCAAGCCAGAUGCACAGUGUUUGGAGUUGUUUGCUCGAAAUUUACAGCCGGGUUGGACCAGUUGGGGCAAUGAAGUUCUGAAGUUUCAGCACGUGGAUUAUUUUACUGCCCUGCCAUCUGGGUGCCGGCUGUGAGCUUCACUAAAGUAAUGGCUGUCUCCUCACCCUCUGCUUUCAGUGUCGUCGGUUUUUCCUUUUAUUACCAAUCAGUAUAUUAAAAAAAUAUGUAACAGGAGUUGUUUUCAGUGCAGUGAAUGUAACUUUUGAUCGCAUUAAUAUUCUGUGUUUGUCUAUAUAAAGAGGGUGAGACUAUGUUGUUGAGCAGGUUCAGAAAGUGUCUGCUGUGCAUCAGAGAAAUCACAGUGCUGUCCAAGGAUUUGGCCCAUACAGCGUUAUUAAAAAAACAAAUAAAUAAAAGUUGAACCUUAACUUGUAAAAAAUCAGAAC